AUGUCGGACCUCUCUGGGUCACGCUCUCCCAUCCCUCCUCCCCCGCCGCCACCCACCAAGUACUCUCAUCGGGCUGCCAACGCGUUCGCCCGUUUCGCCCAGCCCUUCUUCUCCGGGUCGAGACCCCCCAGUCCGCAAAAUAGCCGGGUCGAUGGCCCCCGGCCGAUCAGGUCCAAAUCACUGCCUGGUGAACCGCAGACCGUCACCCACCGGACCGGUAUUCCUAUCAACGCUCUAGAUAUCUCGCCGCAGAGAACACACGCGGUCAUCGGAGGCAAAGAGAUCCUCAAAACCAUCCGGGUUUCACCAGAUCAUUCCUCGGAGGAAUUCAAUAUUCGCAAUGCAGUCAUCAGUUACGCGUCCACUCAUCAUGAGUCCGGCGCAGCGAUGCCGCACAAGGACCAGUUGAACGUGAGGGAUGUCAAGUGGUCACAUGGCAAUUAUGACCGGAUAAUCGCGACUGCGGUCGCCAAUGGCCGGAUUGUCGUCUACGACCUGCAGCGGCCCGGCCUCCAAUUAUGUCGCUUCCAGGGCCACAACCGCCAGGUUCACAGACUUGCCUUCAACCCUCAUCUCGCAUCAUGGCUGUUGUCCGGCAGUCAAGAUGGCUCGAUUCGAAUGUGGGAUCUACGGUCUGCUUCUGCGAAUCGGAGUCUUUCCACGUGCGGCAGCAAGCAUGUAUACCAGAGCAACAGCGAUGCGAUCCGGGAUGUCCGGUGGUCUCCCACCGACGGGGUCGUGUUUGCGACCGCCUCGGACAGCGGCGCCAUUCAGAUGUGGGAUUCGCGCAAGACGAAUGCCCCCCUGUUGCGUCUUGCGGCUCAUGAGCGGCCUUGUUUCGCAGUCGACUGGCACCCUGACGGGAAACACAUUGUGAGUGGAGGCACGGACCGGCUGGUCAAGGUCUGGGAUUUCUCGCCUUCUGCAGAACGACGACAGAAACCUGCGUUCCAGUUCCGGACUCCCCAGGCCAUCACCAAUGUUCGGUGGCGGCCGCCGUUAUGGGUGGGUGACUCCCCCAGUUCGGGCCAGUGGCAGUCAUCCCAGGUUGUGACCACCUAUGACAAGGAAGAUCCUCGGAUUCACCUCUGGGACCUUCGGCGGCCGCAUGUCCCCUUCCGCGAGUUUGAUCGGUACGAUGUGCCGGCGACCGAUCUGCUUUGGCAUUCGAAGGAUCUGCUCUGGACGGUCGGGGAAGCUGGGGCGUUCACGCAGACCGAUGUCCGCUAUGCUCCAGCUGUGAGUAACCGCCGGCCGAUGUGCUCCGUCGCUUGGAGCCCUAAUGGAGAAUUUGUAGCAUUCGCUCAGCCUCGACCUAGGCGACGCGCAUUGGGCCCGAAUGCACCAGAGUUCCUUCGUGUUGACGAGGACCGGAGUAGUACUGGCGAAAAAUCACUUAGCCAGAGUCCAGCCGAUGAUAUCCUCGAUGAAGUGGUCCUAGCCUCAUCGUUCCGGCCGCGACAGACCAAGUCGUCCACCAUUAGGCCAUCAAAAUCUUUAGGCAGCUCCCCACCUGGUGCAAUUGAUAUCAUUCCCGUUUUACCCCUGGAUGAGGCUCUUGCCAAGAGCGCUCUCCCUGCCCCAAGUCAGCUGGGGGCAAUCGGGACCAUCCCUGGUGCCACCAAUGAUGCAUCCGUGUUUCGGUUCUUGGCAAGCCAUUACUCACCUCUGAUGAAUGAACAUGCUCAACCCCAAAGCCAUGCCGAAGUUCUGAAUUCCUUGAUCGACUCGCUCGAUCAGAAUGCUGAAUGUGCAGAUAAUUUGGCAUUGACAAAGUUGGCACAGACUUGGCGGAUCGUCAAGUUCGCUAUCCUUCAAGAGCUCCAACGAAGGUCAAGGGAGAAUCUAUCUGGAAAGGAUGGGGUGAAAGGCAAAACCUCCAAGGAUGGCCUGUUGACAGACAAAUUGCGCGCAGCGGAUGAUAGCCGCCCGGGCAAGAUGAAGAGCCGGUUGUUCAAGGGAGUCAUGGAGACCGAGGGUCAAAGAGGUCUGAUCCAUGAAGCCGAGAGCACGUCGAAUAUGACCACGCCACUUGCGCAGCCAUUGCCUGAUUCCCCUCAGGAGUCCUGGGGAAGUAGCACAGACUCGCAGAUCCCCUCCGUUAACGAGAAUGCGAUUGAUCUUGAUCCCCUUCCACCCUCAGUUCUGAGCUCGCAAAAUGGCUGGAGUAUGUCAUCAGAUACCGAUGUUCGUUCCAUUCACCAUCCCUUGCGCCUGACCUACGAGCAAUCACUAUCGAGCAAUGAAACCGGUCUGUCUCCGGCUGCUCUACCCCAGCGUUUGCGGGAUCCAUUGCAGCCUGAUUUGGACGAUGAGCAGAGGUCAGCACCACGGGCGAUUGCGGGCCGAUCUGACUGGCGCACUCAGAGUCACCCAGACUUCCCUGCAGGGGCUUCUGAGGAUGAUUACGACCAGAAACUGGAAGAAAAGAGGGCUGCUAUUAGUAACUACAAACAGUACCCAAAGAAAGUCUUGACGUUGGAGUCUACAAUGGAGCCCAAUCGUCCCCCAAUUGACCGAUACAAUCGGCGCGACUCGACCGAAAGCUUUCCCAUGUUCUCUGCAUCCACCGACAGUUCUCAUCCUUCCAAGUCAGUCGCCGCUUCUUACUCGUCGAAUGGGCGGCUUUCAGAUGUUCGGAUAUCGGAUGGUGGCCAGGCUGGUUCAUAUCCCGCGGGUCGACCUGCCGCAGUUGUGCGGCGUGAAUCUAAUUUAGAACCCUCGCCAGAGGAACCAGAGGAUGACUUGGAUAUUGAAGAGUCGAUUCUUGAAUCUGAGCAAGAAGUCCAUCUCGAGCGACCCUCCACCCCACCUCCAUUGUUAACCGAAUCAACCCCGCUUGAGCAGCCAGGCUCCGAAAAUGGGGCGAACGCCUCGUCUUCGGCCAACGGUGUUCCCCAUCUCUCAUCUUACCCAGGGAUAACAGGUAUCUAUGAAGACCUAUCUCAAGUCAAGAUCCCUCUUAUUCCAGAUGCAACGGAUCUCACACCAUGGAGCAUUGAGGCUCUCAUGAAAGAGGCAGUUCGGUACUACCACAGCACAAGCAGCUCUGUCGACAUUCAAACAGCGGCACACCUGUUACAGAAACUCCAUAUUCUCUUUCAGGAAUGCGAGGAUAUUCUCCCAUAUGAGGAGUGUGAAUUAGUUUUCAAAACAUACAACGAACAUCUCAUUAGACACUCGAUGGACCUGGAAGCCGCAGAGCUCCGUCUAUCUUGCGUUCCGACCUAUCCCGGCGUCUACGAUUACGCCCAAGCAGACACCUUCAUCAACGUCUUUUGCUACACAUGCCAACGACCCUUUGAAAAUCCUCGCCGGGAUAACACCCGCUGUCACCGCUGCAACACUCCUCAAGCACCCUGCUCAAUAUGCAUGAGCCUCGACCCACCUCCAGAAUGGGUCGCUGCAUAUCGCGACGCAUCCUCCUCCUCUGGCCACACAAGCCCGGACCUGGACGCCGAAACUGAAUCCCGGCUCUCAGACCAAACCGCUGCAACCGAGCCCGUUCCAACAUCCGAGCUCGAUACCUUCACAGCACCCAGACCAAAAGGUUCCUCGCUAUGGGCCUGGUGCCAAGGCUGCGGCCACGGCGGCCAUGUAGCCUGCAUCUCAAGGUGGCUGGGCGAUCUGUCCAUGAGCGAAGGUGGCUGUGCUACACCCGGCUGUUCGCACGACUGUGGCCCAGGUCCGCGCCGCGAACUCAACCGACAGAUGCUCAUGGCCGAGAGCAAGCGUCGCGACUCGGCCAGUCGCUCCGCGGGAGUGGGCGUCGUGAAGCACGAUCCCUGGACCAAGGGCGAGAGCAAAGCCGUUCAGAAGGUGCGUGGGAUGCUUGGUGCUGCAGGUGUCGCGGCUGCGACUGGCGGUGGCGGGGCUAGCGCUGGACAGGGAGGUCAGGCAUCUGGUGCAGUGUCGCCGAAGAAGGUGCGGCUUGUUACUCCUGUUGAGCAGGGUAGGCGAAAGGGUGCAAGUGGUCGAUCUGGUACUGCGCCGGGGUAG
Molecule: messenger RNA, 3999 nt
Organism: Penicillium daleae
Lineage: Eukaryota; Fungi; Ascomycota; Eurotiomycetes; Eurotiales; Aspergillaceae
Product: WD repeat protein
Exons: 2
Coding region: 1-3999 (1332 amino acids)
Biological process (GO): positive regulation of TOR signaling
Molecular function (GO): protein binding
Source: RefSeq, a predicted model, not a curated record